AAUCGCUCCAUCACAAGGGUAAACGGCUGGCGUACUUCUAACCAUUCUGGUUUUCACUUCCAGGACAGUAUGUGGUAAAUUACAUGAGAUAUCAGCACUUUAUUACAAAAUAAGACUUUGAUUAAAUUAUUUUGCCCAACUGUGGGCUAAUGUAAGUGUUCUGAGCACAUUUAAAGUUAGUCGAAGCUAGGAUUGGUACCUUAUGUAUACUAAAUGCAUUUCAACCUAGGAGGUUUCCAAUUUAGGCUGGGCCCAUUGGAACAUCACCCCAUCAUAAGUUGUGGUAGAUAUGUAUGUAUCCAGAAACGGGCACAGUCAAAAGUUGGAACAACAUCAAUAUUGUAAUACUAGAAAUCUCAACUCCCCACUAGAAAUUGCCAUGCCUGGAGCUAUUUCUCUGAGGUUACAGGAGAGGGGAGGCCCCUCAUCUACUAGUUUUCACAGAGUGGCGGGUGGCGGUACCACCUCUCAGCCCCACCUCCUACCCGAAGGUGGCCCCAAAUCCCCUCUGAAAAGGUAGGGUUCAGAUAUCAGCAUAACAACCUACAAGACAUAGGGUGGGGUGGAGAAGGUUUGGGAGUCUUAGAUCAAAUGUCUUAAAUAAGGCAGGACCAGGUGUCCCCAGUACAAAACAGCUGGGAAGGACCUCCAUAGACUCCCAUUUUGGAUUAGACCAGCACCAGGCAUGAAAGAAGACUGUCCACAGCAUUUGGAUUAGUCAUGGCAGUGAAGAGGAGAAGACACACAGCACAGGCUGUGCCUGGCAGGGAGUCUGGAGUUUCUGGUUUCCCAGUUCUGGAAGGCGUGAGCCAGGGGAGGGGCCUCCUGGUAGGGGGAGGGCGGGAAUCUGAGGCAGGGCCCCAGUCAGCUAUGCAAGGCUGCGCAAGCAGAGGCAACACAGAACAGGAGGAUCCCAUCGCCUUCCUGGAGCUCGGGAGAGGAGAUACUCCAGCUUUGAUCGCCUACUUCCACACUCCUGCUCGAAGAUCGUAACUCCCAUUUGCUAUUCUGAAGCAUCUGCUUAUCCUGUACCCCAAGGAUGGAACCACAGCUAGGAGUGAAAAUUGGCUGCUUCUUUACCCUGCUGAUUCUCACCCUGGUCUGUGGCCUUAUUCCCAUCUGCUUCAAGUGGUUCCAGAUUGAUGCUGCCACAGGUCGUCACCGCCGGGUCCUCAGCCUCUUGGGCUGCACCUCUGCUGGUGUUUUCCUGGGAGCAGGGCUCAUGCACAUGACUGCUGAAGCCCUGGAGGGAAUUGACUCAGAGAUUCAGAAGUUUAAGAUGCAGAACAGGACAGAAAGGGAGGGAAAUGCUUCUGAUGAUGCUGAUUCAGCUCAGAUGGAGUAUCCCUACGGAGAGCUCAUCAUCUCCCUGGGCUUCUUCUUUGUCUUCUUUCUGGAGUCGCUGGCACUGCAGUGCUGUCCUGGGGCUGCUGGAGGAACGACAGUGCAGGAGGAGUGGGGUGGGACUCAUGUCCUUGAACUCCACAGCCAUGGACCCCCACCCUCACCCUCAAAGGGCCCCUUUCGGGCCCUCGUCCUCUUGCUCUCGCUCUCCUUUCACUCAGUGUUUGAAGGGCUAGCCGUGGGGCUGCAGCCAACAGUAGCAACCACCAUUCAGCUCUGUCUUGCUGUCCUGGCUCACAAAGGGCUCGUAGUGUUUGGGGUUGGACUGCGGCUGGUGCGAAUAGGCACUAGGUCACGAUGGGCCAUGUUGUCCAUACUGUCAUUAGCUCUCAUGUCCCCCAUGGGCCUAGUCCUGGGGCUGGCUGUGACCCAAGGGGACUCUAAAGUGGGGCAGGGCUUAGCCCAGGCUGUGUUAGAAGGUGUGGCAGCCGGCACCUUUCUGUAUGUCACCUUCUUGGAAAUUCUUCCCCGGGAGCUAGCUGGCCCUGAGGCCCCUCUGGCCAAAUGGGGCUGCGUAGCCGCUGGUUUUGCCUUCAUGGCCUUUAUUGCCUUGUGGGCCUGAGAGAUUCCUGAUUUUUCUGAUGGGCCUAUCUAGCAUGGCCUUCCUACCCUUGGGAGACACUUCCCAAAUGGGUUUGGCCCUCCACUGAGACUAAGUGACAUUCAUUAGGCAUCACCCUCAUGAACUGGACCACAGCUUUCUCCUACAUGAGAAUCCAUUUCUCCAGGACUGAGAAGAGGACGUUUAGGUUGAGUGCCUCUAAAUUGGAGAAUUGAUAUGAAGACCAUCACUCUAGAUUUAACUCUUGUCCCAUUUUUGCUACUGUGUAUAAUAAAAUGUCCAUUUUACCCUUCCC
Messenger RNA from Lontra canadensis (Northern American river otter), 2261 nucleotides. It is a transcript of the gene SLC39A2, whose product is annotated as solute carrier family 39 member 2. Gene Ontology annotation, cellular component: plasma membrane. The transcript is spliced from 4 exons. Gene Ontology annotation, biological process: zinc ion transmembrane transport. NCBI's taxonomy places the organism in Eukaryota, Metazoa, Chordata, Mammalia, Carnivora, Mustelidae. The coding region runs from base 1040 to 1966 and encodes 308 amino acids. Gene Ontology annotation, molecular function: zinc ion transmembrane transporter activity. The record is from RefSeq and is a predicted model, not a curated record.